This is a messenger RNA of Galendromus occidentalis (western predatory mite), 1413 nucleotides long. RefSeq lists its product as uncharacterized. Gene Ontology annotation, biological process: protein refolding; response to heat. Bases 219 to 1109 code for a protein of 296 amino acids. The record is from RefSeq and is a predicted model, not a curated record. The transcript has 5 exons. Gene Ontology annotation, cellular component: cytoplasm; nucleus. NCBI's taxonomy places the organism in Eukaryota, Metazoa, Arthropoda, Arachnida, Mesostigmata, Phytoseiidae.
GACACCCAGCUGACUGCGGUGGGUGGGACGAGCUUAAGACGAGCGGAAAUCUCUGCCCGCACUCAGAACGACUCGUGAAGUCGCCAAACGAACUCUCCGCUUUGUGGUAUUGAUUGUUGCGCUUCCUGCUCGUUCCGAGCUUUUCCCAACCAGCUUUUGCGUUUCGCUGAGUGAGCUCCGCUUGAUCGCGUAACAGCAGCAGCAGCAGCACCGACACCAUGAGCCAGGUCAGAGUGGUAAAAGUGUUCUCUGAGACGAACUCGUCGACGUCAAAUGCCGGCAGUCAACCCAUGGCGGCGACGAGCGCUCCGAUCCCUGGCGAGCGUACGGAGCGCAAGGAAUACCACAGCUUCGCGGAAUUACCGCCGGAGACGAAGAAGUACAUCGACGAGUUGCUAGGGUCUGACGCUAGCACCAAGUUCGACAACAUUUCGGUCGUGAGCGAGCAAACCACCAGGUACGCGCAGCCAGAAGUUCGGGUGGUGAACAUCAGUCACAAGAAAGUCGUCGAAGAGAACCGUCAAAUACCGGUGAUGGACGAGCGAACGAUGACAACGUCUCAGCAGACGUCAACCCACCAAACCCAGAGCGCUCCUCCGCCAAGUCAAGUUAAGGAAGAGACAAAAACGUUCACCAAAGAUAUGCUCGACCAGCUGCCGGAGGAGUGUAAGAAGUAUGUCAACGACUUCAUGCAAACUCAAGGCAUGCAGAACAAAAACAUUGAGCAUGUGACGGUUCAUACCACGAGAGAGAACACGACUUCGAGUGCCUAUCAGAACGAUAUCCCCGAUCUCCAGGUGAAGAACUGCCUCCAAUCCCACGACAAAAUCGUUGUUGAGAUCGAUGCGGCAGGUUUCCUCGCAGAAGACAUCUCGAUGAAAGUUUCCGGGAGAAAUUUGAUCAUCGAGGGCCGGAAAGAGGGUCCAGACCCCCGGGAUCCGACCACGACGCUCCGCAAGGAGCUUAAAAGAGACAUUGUGAUGCCGCCAGGCGUGGACGCUGCGCACAUUACUUGCGUGCUGAACUCGAUGACGGGUCGACUCACGGUCACGAUUCCGGUCCCGGAACCCGAUGGAGGAGAAUACACCAUACCGAUCACAACUGUUUAAGACUGUCUCCAGAAUGAUUGGAGCCGAUUAUACGGUCUACCGUGUGGUGGUUCGUCAAAUGCAUUCAGACGGUCCAGAUAGCCGUUUUAUCAUCUCGGUGGCUCGAGAGCGUCUAGUUUUCGCGUGAAUACGGCGAGGUGGGAACCUCACGUGAGAUAUCGGAGCAUCGAGUUCGAGAUUUGACGAAUCUCAAGCUCAAUCAGAAGGCGCAUAACCACAUCUCUCAAUCGUGUCGCUGGCGUUGCCUAACAGUUGGAAAAAUGUUCCUGCUAUUCUAGUAAACUCAUCGAGAUGCAUACUCGCA